This is a messenger RNA of Aspergillus eucalypticola CBS 122712, 709 nucleotides long. RefSeq lists its product as uncharacterized. The transcript has a single exon. The coding region runs from base 148 to 585 and encodes 145 amino acids. NCBI's taxonomy places the organism in Eukaryota, Fungi, Ascomycota, Eurotiomycetes, Eurotiales, Aspergillaceae. The record is from RefSeq and is a predicted model, not a curated record.
AAAAAAACCCCAAAGUGGAUAUUUCAGAACCAAAAACCCGCAAUCCCAGUACCUGGAUUCUCCGUCACACUAGUCCCAAUUCAGGAUUACUUACCUUCUUAGCCGAAGUGGAGCACCCACACACACCCACCCACUCACCGGAGUGGUAUGGGCGGGCGCGUGGAAAUAAGAGAGACCUGUGUGUGUGUGUGUCCCCCCCAUUUCGUGUUUUUUAAAACCGCACUAGUACCUGGUACCUCGCCUAGUCGGGAAAGUACCUUUUACCAAAUUUCAAACUUCCCGAAGUGUGCUAACCUUACUAAGUGUGUGUGUUGCAAAAAAGCUCCCCACACACGCAAACCGUGGAACGGGUUGAGGGCGAGUGUUUCUCGGUCGGGAUGUCAGUUCUGGCUGCUGUCGCUUGUCGUCUGUCUGUCCCUGAACCAUAGAAUGGGAGGUGAUGGUAAUCGUUCUUGGUUCGUUGGUGGUGAUGGUGAUGGUCGUUUCGUUGUCGAUAUUUGGGGUUUGGGGUUGUUUCGAAUUUCUUUCUUAUUGCUUGGGACCUUUGUAUCAGGGUUUGAGGUUAUUUGGUCCUGCUCUCCGUAGUUAGUUAGAGUAUCUCUUUGUUUUGUUCAUUGAAACCGUUCUCUGACAGCUGGGCUGAAAUGAGAUAUGGCGUUGUCCGUUGUCGUCGUUAGUUAAUCUACUUAGAUGAUACUAAACUGCUCAU